AUGAAGCAUAUACUACCUAUCGUACUACUAACAGUUGCUGCUGUGGUACUGUCAAACCCAGUACCUAAAUCAGAUUUCAAAGAAAAUAAUGUAUCAUCAACUGUAGAGACAAUAACUUCUUCUGAUACGGUGGAAAACAAGAUAUUGGAAAGUGAGACUGCCGAAAAAAAUACAACUCACUUGGAGGCAGCAGAAUUCAACAAAGAAGUUGUAGCAAGCCCUCAGAAAGAUGAAGAAUCAGAAUCUGAAACGAUAAAAGAGAAUGUCAGUGAAGAAAAGCACUCAAAUUCGUCAUUAACAGAAGAAUCUAACGAUGAGAAACCAGUAAAUAUACAUGAUCCAGCAGUAGAAAAAAAGACUGAGACCACAAUUUUAUCAGAUGUAAGCCAGUCACACGCUACAUUCGAAGAAACCACAUCCACACCUGAUAAAGCAGAACAUUUUAAGGCUGAAGCGAAAGUAGAAGAAAAAUCCACCUCUGCACCAAAAGAAAAAGAAAAGACAGGUGAUGAAGCAAAAUCGGAACAUUCUACUGAGAAACCAGAAGAACAAUCUACUGAUGAACCAAAGGUGGAGGAAAAAUCUGUAAGUGCAUCAAGAAUAGAACAACCUAUUGAGAAACCAGAAGAAAAACAAUCUACUGAUGCUCCAGAAGUAGAACGAAAAAUUGCUGACACACCAAAAUUAGAAGAGCAAUCUUUUAAAAAAUCAGAAGAAAAACAGUCUACCAAUGCUUCAAAAAAAGAGCAAGAAGUUAUCGAUGCAUCAAAAGUAAAAAAGCAUUCUCUUGAAAAUUUAGGAGGAAAUCAAUCCAUUGAUGCGGUAGAAGCAGAGAAAAUAACUGUCAAUGAAUCGAAAAGAGAAGAGCAAUCUAACGCAGUUUCAGAAGUUAAACAAAUAACUGCUGGUGUAUCAAACUUGGAAAAAGAACACAACGAGAAAGAAGAAAAACAUUCUGCUGAUCGAAACAAUCUGGAAAUAAAAUCUAAUGUAGAAGGACCAAAAAUAGAUGAACAAUCUAAAGAAUCACCAAAAGUAGAACUAUUCACUGAUGCACCAAAAAUCGAAAACAAAUCUAUCGACACAGUGAUAAUACAAGAAAAACAUUCCGCUGAUCCAUCAAGAAUAGAAGAAUUAUCAACUGACACACCAGUAAUACAAAACUUAUCUACUAGUGAAUUAGAAAAGAAGAAAGCAAAUGUAACAGAAAAUAAAAACGAUUCAAAUGAUGAAAAGGAAAUAAUUCAGUCCUCUACUGCAACGACAAAAGCAUUUGAAGGAAUAACAGUAGAAGCAGAAGGAGGAGAAAAGACCGCUAGUGAAGCGUCAGAGUUGACGGAAACUACUACUAAGAGAGAAGAAGUGCCAGAAGAAGAGAUUCAAACGCUCAAAUCAGUUACUGCGACCAAGGAAACACAGGCAAAUGCUGAGAUACCGAAAAAGGAAGAAAAGCCGGAGACACCAUUAGCAAAGUCAAGUAAGCUUGAUUUAUUAGUACUGUCACACAUUAAUAUUCACCAUCACUACGAUUAUUCAUCCUUCAUAUUAUUAUCAUUGUUACUGUCAUUAACUGCUAUCAUGAUCAAUGGUUUUAGUCCUAGUGAUAUUCUAUGA
Molecule: messenger RNA, 1614 nt
Organism: Thelazia callipaeda (thelaziosis nematode)
Lineage: Eukaryota; Metazoa; Nematoda; Chromadorea; Rhabditida; Thelaziidae
Source: the annotation of a GenBank genome assembly